GGUGACGUCAGCYAGCGCCGCCAUAUUGGAAGGCCUCUGCCGCCGCCUCCGCUGGGGAGCUUGGGUUGUGUUGGGGCAGCGGCCGCUGGCAGGAAGGCGCUCAUCUCCCGCCCUGCCGACGCCGGUCCCACCCGCUUCACCCCGACCCGUCUCCCCAUGACUGCUCCCGGACCAGCUGCCGACCGACGUCGCCCCAGAACAGUGAUUUAACACGGAAGCCCGGGUCGGGGGCCGCGGGGGAAGGAGGAGGAGGUGGAGGAGGAGGAGGGAGACCCGGUUGGUCCCGCGUCCCUCUCGGCCCGGCGCGGCUCCUUGGCCCGAGCCAUGACCUCGCUGACCCAACGCAGCUCGGGCUUGGUGCAGCGGCGCACCGAGGCCUCCCGUAACGCCGCCGACAAGGAGCGGGCGGCGGGCGGCGGCAGCGGCAGCGGCGAGGACGACGCUCAGAGCCGCCGCGACGAGCAGGACGACGACGACAAGGGCGACUCCAAGGAAACGCGGCUGACCCUGAUGGAGGAGGUGCUCCUGCUGGGCCUCAAGGACCGAGAGGGUUACACAUCAUUUUGGAAUGACUGUAUAUCAUCUGGAUUACGUGGCUGUAUGUUAAUUGAAUUAGCAUUGAGAGGAAGGUUACAACUAGAGGCUUGUGGAAUGAGACGUAAAAGUCUUUUAACAAGAAAGGUGAUUUGUAAGUCCGAUGCACCAACAGGGGAUGUUCUUCUGGAUGAAGCUCUAAAGCAUGUUAAGGAGACUCAACCUCCAGAAACAGUCCAGAACUGGAUUGAAUUACUUAGUGGUGAGACAUGGAAUCCAUUAAAAUUGCAUUAUCAAUUAAGAAACGUGAGGGAACGAUUAGCUAAAAACCUGGUGGAAAAGGGUGUACUGACGACAGAGAAACAGAACUUCCUACUUUUUGACAUGACGACACAUCCUCUCACCAAUAACAACAUUAAGCAGYGCCUCAUCAAGAAGGUACAAGAAGCUGUUCUUGACAAAUGGGUGAAUGACCCUCACCGCAUGGACAAGCGMUUGCUGGCUCUCAUUUACUUAGCCCAUGCCUCGGAUGUCCUGGAGAAUGCCUUUGCACCUCUUCUGGAUGAGCAGUAUGACUUAGCUACCAAGAGAGUGCGGCAGCUUCUUGACUUAGACCCYGAGGUAGAAUGUCUGAAGGCCAACACCAACGAGGUUCUGUGGGCAGUGGUGGCGGCAUUCACCAAGUAACUCUGUCGGAAUGAAAUGUUUCCUUUCUUUCAUGUAAACCAGUAGUUUUUCUUCUAUUGACUUCUGGUUUUCUGCAGUUUGUACUUUCCCACACUAUAAUUGGCUUUUGUUUUAUAAAAUGGUGGGUGGCUU
Urocitellus parryii (Arctic ground squirrel) is the source of this 1353-nucleotide messenger RNA. RefSeq names its product golgi phosphoprotein 3 (gene Golph3). Gene Ontology annotation, molecular function: phosphatidylinositol-4-phosphate binding. NCBI's taxonomy places the organism in Eukaryota, Metazoa, Chordata, Mammalia, Rodentia, Sciuridae. The record is from RefSeq and is a predicted model, not a curated record. Gene Ontology annotation, biological process: Golgi organization; Golgi to plasma membrane protein transport; retrograde vesicle-mediated transport, Golgi to endoplasmic reticulum. Gene Ontology annotation, cellular component: Golgi cisterna; trans-Golgi network; cytosol.